Messenger RNA from Saprolegnia diclina VS20, 1637 nucleotides. RefSeq lists its product as hypothetical. The transcript has a single exon. Gene Ontology annotation, cellular component: membrane. Gene Ontology annotation, molecular function: symporter activity. NCBI's taxonomy places the organism in Eukaryota, Oomycota, Saprolegniomycetes, Saprolegniales, Saprolegniaceae. The coding region runs from base 9 to 1571 and encodes 520 amino acids. The record is from RefSeq and is a predicted model, not a curated record.
CUCGUAGCAUGCGGGACCACUUUCGCCACUCGGUGAGCUCGCUCUACGCCUCGACCGACACGGCACCGCCCAAAGCCGGCGGGCGACACGACCAUCUCGACGACGACGACGACGACGAGAGAGACCACGAGACGUCGUCACGCUGGCGCAACUGGCUCAACGGCGCGCCCGGCAUUCUCCUUGGCACGGCGAUCGCGCUCGGCUGCUUUGCGCUUGUGCAAGCGAUCCCGAGCCUCCACGCGGCGCUCGCCGUCUACAUUGUGGGCAAGAACACGUACUACAUUGGGUGCCUCUACUUCCGCGCCAUGACGUGCGUCGUCGUGCCCUUGGCGUUCACGAGCAUUGCGCUGAGCGUCGCGGCGGUCGUCCAGACGCCCAAAAUGGUGUUUGUGCGCGUCAAAAUGAUGUGGCUGCUCUUUCUUUCGACACUGCUUGCGGCGCUCUCCGGUAUGCUCUGUGUUUAUGUGAUCCGGGACCAUAUCACGGGCAGCGAAUUCGUGUACCGCCAAGGCCUUCUCUCGAUCUACUGCCCCAACACCACGUCGCUGCUACUGCCGUCAACUGAUGGCACGCUGCACUGCGUCGAGAAGGUUUCGGCGACUGCGAAAACCGCAUUUCUUAUCGGUGACAACGUCUACAAGAUCAUGAGCCUCAUUAGCCGCUACAUGCACUACGACUCGGACUCGGCCCAAGUCGUCCACUUGAUCCAAAACCUCGCACCGAGCAACCUCUUUGCCGCCUUCUUCACCAACGACGUCAUUGGUAUUGUCAUGUUCGCCAUCAUCUUUGGCGUUGCGACCGGGCUUCUCUCUCGCUCCGAGUCGGGCAACGUCGUCAUGAAGGUGCUUCGGGAGCUCAACGGGCUACUGCAGACCAUGAGCGGCUACGUGGCGGCCGCGACACCCGUUGCCAUCAUCCCGCUCAUCCUCGCGCCGCUCCUGGCGGGUACCCACACGAUGGAUUUCGACCUGCUCCGCUUGGCGUACUACGUGGUUGCGUAUGUUUGUGGCAGUGUGUUGCAUGUCUGUGUCGUCUUGCCCGCGCUGCUCGUGCUCUGCGCCCGCGUCAACCCGUUUGCGUACUACUGGAAGCUGCGGCAUGUGGCCAUCUAUGGCUUUGGCUGCAGCUCGUCGCUGAAAGCGCUGCCCGUGACGAUGCGCGCGGUGGACCGUGAAGCACCAAACCCGAGUACGGCCCGCUUUGCGCUCUCGGUCGGGACUGUUCUCAACAAGAACGGCGCGGCCAUGUACCUCUCGAUGGCGUUUCUCUGGAUCUUUUACAACGGCGGUCUGGCCAAGGAGCUCACGGCCACGACCGUUGGCGUCAUGGUGGUCUGCGCUGUCGUCGGCGCGAUCGCGGUGCCGCCGAUCCGAACUGGUGGUGUCGGCAUUGUCGUGUGUCUCUACACGUUUGUGACGGGCCUCCCGAUCCCAUUUGCCUUUGCGUUCUUACUCGUCGGCGAGUUUCUCAUCGACCCGAUAGCGACCGUGACCAACAUUGCAGGCAACGUCGUCGUCGCCUACAUCGUCGCGGAUCAAAAGCGCUCGAUGGAUCUGCACGUGGCCGCUUGAGUGUUUGUGUGUAUAGUUUCUUAUUUUAACGCAAUAUCAAAUGAAAGUUUGUGAAUGCAUCCAAUA